This is a messenger RNA of Zymoseptoria tritici IPO323, 1172 nucleotides long. RefSeq lists its product as uncharacterized. The record is from RefSeq and is a predicted model, not a curated record. Bases 222 to 821 code for a protein of 199 amino acids. The transcript is spliced from 3 exons. NCBI's taxonomy places the organism in Eukaryota, Fungi, Ascomycota, Dothideomycetes, Mycosphaerellales, Mycosphaerellaceae.
GCUUUCCCUUCCAUUCACUACUCCCGUCACAUCUCCACCACACAAAGACCAGACCCCAACCAUUGUUCUCCCCCACAAACACCGACCUCACUCCACCACCACCACCACCACCACCACCACUUCACAUCUCUAUCGUAUCGCAUCUGCGUGUGCCAAUCGAAAGUUCUUCCUCCAUAUCAUCAACAACAACAACAACAACACAACCACCCAUCAAUUUCAAGAUGCGUUCCUUCAUCGUUGUCGCCGCCCUCUCCGCCAUCGCCAGCGCUCAAAACUACUCCGUCGGCGCCAACGGCCAGCUCAUGAUCGAUGCCAGCCAGAUCAGCACCGGCGAGCGCCAGUCAUGGUGUCUGGGACAGCGCAACAACUGCCCCAAGGUCUGCGAGGGUCCUGCCAACCCCAACUCAUGCGACUCCAACACACUCGAGUGGACCUGCACCUGCACCAAUGGCAACACUCCCAACAUCACCGACUACACCGAGAUGGUUCCCUUCUACAUCUGCCAGCAGUGGAUAGCCAACUGCGUCGCCAGCAACCCCAAUGACGCCACCGCUCAAUUCGGAUGCCGCUCCGUUGUCUGCGGUAGCCAAAAUGCCUCCGCCUUGGCCGUCGAUUCUUCCAGCAGCAGCAGCUCCUCUUCUUCUCCUUCCUCCUCCACGACCGGCACACCUACCACGAGCGGCGGAUCCUCUGGCACCCGGCCGACUGAAUCCGCUGCUGCCUCCAGCUCCGGCGCUGCCGUUGCUCUCAACGUCGCUCAGAGUUACGGUUCCGGCAUCCUCGCCGCUGGUCUCCUGGCCAUUUUCGGCUUGGCUCUGUAAAAGAAUGAGCGUGGGACAACAUACAUACAAAAAGAAUUGGGAAUUGCUUCACAGCAAGAAGGAUAAGACAGCACGGAGGUCUCUGGGAAGGAGAUGAAGGACACGGUCGGCUUCUGCGCGGAGGCGGCAGGGCUGAUGGCUGAUCGUUCGCCCAAGACUUGACGGUUCACGAAGGUUACGCAUGAGCGAGUUUGCGCGCAUAAUUGUUUGAUAGUGUUGUUUUCUGCUGUGCGAGAGGAUGCAUUGGAAAGGAUGCAUGUGCUGUGGGUGCUGAGAAGCUAGUAGUGCUUACAGUAUGUAAUUCGAGGGCGCCAUACAAAGCGCUGUAAUGGAACCAAAACGAGUUCAACU